CUGCGUAUAAACCGUGUCUAAAGUAUGAACGUGUGUGUUCAGGCUCUGGACUACUGUCACAGUAUGGGGAUCAUGCACCGGGACGUGAAGCCCCACAACGUGAUGAUCGACCACCAGAUGAGGAAGCUGCGUCUCAUAGAUUGGGGUUUGGCCGAAUUUUACCAUCCCGCUCAGGAAUACAACGUCAGGGUCGCCUCGCGCUACUUCAAAGGCCCCGAGCUGCUCGUCGACUAUCAGAUGUAUGACUACAGUUUGGACAUGUGGAGUCUCGGCUGCAUGUUGGCCAGCAUGAUCUUUCUGAAGGAGCCGUUUUUUCACGGCCAGGACAACUACGACCAGCUGGUCCGCAUCGCCAAGGUUCUCGGCACCGAUGAGCUCUUCGGUUAUCUGCACAAAUAUCACAUAGAACUGGACACGCGCUUCAAAGACCUGCUGGGACAGCAGACGAGGAAACGCUGGGAGCAGUUCAUCCAGUCCGAGAACCAGCACCUGGUGAGUCCGGAGGCUCUGGACCUGCUGGACAAACUGCUGCGCUACGACCACCAGCAGAGGCUGACCGCCGCCGAGGCCAUGCAGCACCCGUACUUCUGUCAGUACACACACACACAC
This is a messenger RNA of Plectropomus leopardus (leopard coralgrouper), 609 nucleotides long. The record is from RefSeq and is a predicted model, not a curated record. Lineage: Eukaryota; Metazoa; Chordata; Actinopteri; Perciformes; Serranidae.